This is a messenger RNA of Cantharellus anzutake, 1752 nucleotides long. Its product is annotated as phospholipid/diacylglycerol acyltransferase. The transcript has 17 exons. Gene Ontology annotation, biological process: lipid storage; triglyceride biosynthetic process. Bases 1 to 1752 code for a protein of 583 amino acids. Gene Ontology annotation, cellular component: cytoplasm; perinuclear endoplasmic reticulum. Gene Ontology annotation, molecular function: phospholipid:diacylglycerol acyltransferase activity. NCBI's taxonomy places the organism in Eukaryota, Fungi, Basidiomycota, Agaricomycetes, Cantharellales, Hydnaceae. The record is from RefSeq and is a predicted model, not a curated record.
AUGCCCGAACUUUCAAACUUCACUUCUCUCGCAUUUGAGUGGAAACAAAUGUCUCAAUCAUUAUUUGAUCCGGCUCGCCAAUGGCUCCAGGGCCGAGACUUUGCUGUUGGCGACGCGCUUCGUCAACAAGGCGUUACGGCUAAACACCCAGUGAUAAUUGUUCCAGGAGUUGUUUCUACUGGGCUCGAAUCCUGGUCCACUUCUCCAGAGUAUAGGAGUUACUUUAGGAAGCGCCUAUGGGGCACCACCACAAUGAUACGCGCCGUGCUCACUGAGAGAGACAAAUGGAUAAAGGCUCUCUCCUUAGAUCCCAUAACAGGUUUAGAUCCCUCUCCAGACAUUAAAGUCCGUCCUGCCCAAGGCAUCGAUGCUGCAUCGACAUUUGUCCCAGGCUACUGGAUAUGGACAAAAGCCAUCGAGAAUCUUGCGGCCAUAAAUUAUGAUAGUAAUAAUCUCAUGUUGGCGGCAUACGAUUGGAGACUUUCGUACUAUAAUAUGGAAGUGAGAGACGGUUUCUUCUCAAGGCUUAAACUCAGCAUAGAACACUUUAAGAAACGCGAUGGGAAAACCGUGCUGGUCGGUCAUAGUAUGGGCGCCACGGUAGUUUUUGUUGGUAUCUUUGACUGCCCCAUUUACCUCUGUCUAACCGAUUCUAGCCUUAAGUGGGUUGAAGCUGAAGGCUUCGGAGACGGUGGCCCGCGUUGGGUGGAAGACCACAUAGAAGCCCCGAAAGCUAUGACUGCAUUCAUGUCGGGUGAGAUGAAGGACACUGUUGAGAUGAACCCAGCCGGGACAUACGUCUUGGAGAAGUUUUUUUCUCGCAGAGAACGCGCUAGUUUGUUCAGAGGGUGGGCAGGAAGUGCAAGUCUUUGGAUGAAGGGUGGCGAUGUCAUCUGGGGAAAUGCGACUCACGCUCCAGACGAUCUGCCAAAUAUGAACCACACUUAUGGACAUUUUUUCUCUUUUAGGGCUCUAUCGUCCAGCCUUCAUCCGAGCGCUAGUAAUCUUACGUCCACGCGAGCUGCAGAGUACAUUCUCGAGCAUGUCCCAGAGACGUGGCAGAAAAUGUUGUAUUCGAAUUAUUCUAAUGGCAUAGAGAAGGACGAAGGUAAACUCAAAGAGAACGGGAAAGACUUCAGAAAAUGGACGAAUCCACUGGAGAUUCAACUCCCCAAUGCACCAAGCAUGAAGAUGUACUGUGUUUACGGACACGGGAAGGACACAGAGCGUUCGUACUGGUAUGCCCGCGGUCCCUACCAUAGACUGAAAGGUUCUCCGGUGGACACGGCGGGCGCUGUGUGUCUUAAUGACACGGAUUGUACUCCGGGGUUACAAGGGGGGCUUCGCGGCAUCGACUUGCGACCGCCAUUGGAUCUACCCCUCGCCAGGGAGAGCUGGAUUGACAGAGUGGUGAAUAUCGACAACGAGCAGGCGAAGGUUCGCAUGGGAGUUCGCAUUGGGGAGGGCGACGGGACUGUGAGCUUGAUUUCUUUGGGUGGCAUGUGCGUGGAGGGAUGGAAACGAAAGAAAUGGAAUCCUGGCGGUAUUCAUGUUAAAACGAUAGAGCUGUCCCAUCGGCCAGAAGAUUUUGACCUGAGAGGUGGUGCAACGACGGGCGAUCAUAUUGACAUUUUGGGGUCUCGAGGAUUGAAUGAGAUUCUGCUAAAGGUUGCCGCUGGGUAUGGGAACGAGAUAGAGGAUUCAUUCGUUUCGGAUAUUCGACGAUAUGCAGAGCGCAUCCAAUGGGAUUGA